Molecule: messenger RNA, 8622 nt
Organism: Calidris pugnax (ruff)
Lineage: Eukaryota; Metazoa; Chordata; Aves; Charadriiformes; Scolopacidae
Gene: PIK3C2A
Product: phosphatidylinositol-4-phosphate 3-kinase catalytic subunit type 2 alpha
Exons: 33
Coding region: 762-5873 (1703 amino acids)
Biological process (GO): phosphatidylinositol 3-kinase/protein kinase B signal transduction; phosphatidylinositol-mediated signaling; phosphatidylinositol-3-phosphate biosynthetic process
Cellular component (GO): phosphatidylinositol 3-kinase complex; plasma membrane; cytoplasm
Molecular function (GO): 1-phosphatidylinositol-4-phosphate 3-kinase activity; 1-phosphatidylinositol-3-kinase activity; phosphatidylinositol binding
Source: RefSeq, a predicted model, not a curated record
UUCUGUUUCAAUUGGACGUGAUUUGUGAAGGUAAACAUGCUUAAUCAGAUUCAGCUUUUAAAUUCAGCAACUCUUAAACAGAAAGUUAUCAGCCAAAUAACUUUAUUUUGAAACAGCAAUACUUAGGCCUUGAUGCAGCAAAGUAUUUAAGCAUAUGUUUAGGACUAUGCCUACUUCCUUUUGUGGAUUUGCUUACAUUUCUGUAAGAUUUUAUAAAAUAUAUUUUUCUAAACAAACAUGCCAGGACUCAGGGGUUUAGGUUAGAGAUCAGUGAAGGGAGGCUUCCUUGAAAAUUUCAGCUCUGUGCUGAUAAAAAAGGAAAUAGGCAGUUUUUAUUCUGCAGGGGAAGAUUAUAUACAUGCACAUUUACCAUAACCUGGUAAAGAUGCAGGGUACUUUAGAAACAAAGAAGGAGAUGUGGUUGGAGAAACAGGUGUGAUCUUGCUUCCAAAAUGCUUAUAGUUAGAACUGAGGCCAGACCCAUAAUAUAUUCAGAAUGAAAAACCACAGUAAAUUGAGGAAGAAAGUUUCAAAAAAAAAAACCCUCAAACCAACCCAAACAGCUUUCACUGUUUUGAAGUUGUAGAAAAAUUUGAAUACUGGUAUGAGACAUGAGGAUAAUUUCAGACUUGAAGCAACAUGGAAAAGUCAUGAAAAGAAAACAGAAGAGGAGCAAUAUCUUGCUUAAGAUGGAGAUCUGCUAAAGCUGCUCCAAGGCCAAGGGCAGUACAACCAGUACAAGGGAAGUGUUGCUUUUUCAAAUGGACAUCAGCUCUUGCGGUAUGGCCCAGAUAUCCAGCAACAAUGGAUUUAAACAGCGGUCAUCACCUUCUUUGGCAGCCACAAGGUCAAAAGAUGUGGACAAAGAAGAGGCCUUGCAGAUGGAAGCUGAGGCAUUAGCUAAGAUGCAGAAAGAGAGAGGUGUAGCUGGUAAUAAACAAACGUUUCAUUCUUUAAGCAGCACCAGACAAAAAGCACAGACUCAUAACAAACAGGACCAUGAUCUCAUGGUGUUUCCAGAGUCUGAUGCCAAGAGCAUGGAAGAUAAACUAAGUACCAUUGACAUAGAAAAGCUCAGUCAUGCUGAACUAGAGAAACUGCUGCUGGAUGACAGUUUUGAAUCUAGUAAAGUACCUACCUUACCCGUAAAUCCUAUUUUUAGCCCAUCUGUGUCUUCACAAUUUUAUCUUGGGCCUAUGGGUCAGAGAAGACAGUGGAUGCCUGGGAUACCAGCACCUGUGACAUGCACUUUACCUCCUCUUUACCCCUCAGCUUCUUACACAAAACAGACUGCUAUAUUUCAGAAUGGAUUCCAUCCAAGUAUGUCCUCCUAUCACUCUAGAGAACCUAUUUAUCUUGGUCUUCCAAGACAGUCGCAAUACAUUUCAUACCCGCUGGCAGCUACUACACCUUUCCAUCCACAAGGAGGAAGCCUACCUAUGUAUCCUCCAAUACUUACACCAGAAAUGGCAAAAGUAUUUGACAAAAUUGCAAGCACCUCAGAAUUUCUGAAAAAUGGGAAGUCGAGCACAGACUUGGAAAUGACCGCUAUAAAAUCUGCAGUUUCUACCCUACCAGCCACAGAAAGCUGCAGGGAUGUUAGUAAAUUUGAUUGGUUGGAUUUGGACCCCCUAAGUAAACCAAAAGUGGAUAGUGUGGAGACUUUGAAUAAGGCAGAGAAUGACGGAGAGAGUGCUUCAAGCAUGACUGCUGAAGAUCCUUGGGAUGCUGUGCUGUUAGAAGAAAAGUUGUUAGUAACAUGUCAUCUGGAAAGAAAAGUUAAUGGGAAAUCUUCUGGAGCAACAGUUACAAGGAGCCAGUCCUUAAACAUGCGAACAGCUCCACUUGCAAAGUCACAGGGCCAAACAUCACAGUUGCAGAAAGACAAUGGGACCACUGGCAUGCUGACAGAAAACGUGCUUCUCCAAGAAAUUGAAGGGCAGAAUCAAGAACUGUCAGCUUUUUCUCAAGCAGUUACAAAAUUGAGGACCAAGUUUCCUUAUGCUAAUCAGCAAACAAAUCCAGGCUUUGUGCUGAGUCCAGUCAUGCUGCAAAGAAAUAUAAGUGGGGAGAGUGCCAGUAUCAAGGUUUCUAUAGAAAUCGAAGAAUUCCAGCAACCAGUAACUUUUACGUGUGAUGUGAGUUCCCCUGUUGAGCUUAUAAUAAUGCAAGCACUUUGCUGGGUGCAUGAUGACUUGAAUGAAGUGGACAUUGGCAGCUAUAUCCUGAAAGUCUGUGGCCACGAAGAAGUUUUACAGAAUAAGCACUGCAUAGGCAGUCAUGAAUAUAUUCAGCACUGUCGGAAGUGGGAUACAGAAAUCAAACUGCAGCUGCUGACCCAUAGUGUAAUAUGCAGAGAUCUGGCACGAACAGAAGAUGAUGACAGAACACCCAUACAUCUAACCAAACACCUCUACAAAGCUGAAAAGCCUUUCAGAGAACCUGUUAUAAGGUCUUCUAUUGAAGAGCUUCUAGAAGUCUAUCACAAGCAAGUUAACAUAGCUCUUAAAAAUGAGAACCAGCAUAAAACAGUAGAUCACAUAAUUAAGACUGUCAGAAAAAUCUGUUCUACAUUGGAUUGUGUAGAGACUCCCGCAAUAACAGAAUCAGUAAAGAAGCUAAGGAGGGUCGUUAAUCUUCCAAGGACUAAAAAUGCUGAGGUGUCCUCACAAUGUGGCGACAACACUAGCACGAGCUCAUCUGGUUCACCGCAGCCUGAAAACCCUCUGAAAGUGAGUAUAGACCAGUUAACAAGAGCAGUUGAGGCCCUUCUGCGACUCCAUGUGAAUUCAUGUAGCAGUUCUGCAGUAAUUUCUCCAAAAGAUAGUAAGAGUACUAAGGAAGCAUGGACUGCCACAGAACAUCUCCAGUUCACAGUAUUUGCUGUUCAUGGAAUUUCUUCUGGUUGGGUAUCAAAUUAUGAAAAAUACUACUUGAUUUGUUCUCUGACCCAUAAUGGAAAAGAUCUGUUUAAACCCAUUCAGUCCAAGAAGGUUGGCACGUACAAGAACUUCUUCUACUUGAUUAAGUGGGAUGAACUAAUAAUUUUCCCAAUCCAGAUUUCACAGCUGCCUUUGGAAUCAGUCUUACGUCUGACUCUCUUCGGAAUCCUAAAUCAAAGUAGUGGGAAUUCUCCUGACUCAAAUAAACAGAGAAAGGGCCCAGAAAUUUUGGGUCAGGUUUCUCUACCUCUUUUUGAUUUUAGGCGGUUGUUAACUUGUGGAACAAAGCUCUUGCAACUCUGGACCUCAUCACAUCCACAUCAUGCGUCAGGGACGGCCAGUAAGAAAGGAAAUACAGAAAGAAUAGUAUUGCAGAUUGACUUCCCAUCCCAUGCUUUUGAUAUUGAAUAUAAAAUUCCUCAAGCUGCAAAGGCUACUGCGCAUCAUUCCAUAGAAACACUAGAAAAACCAUUAAGAGAACGUCUCCUGGCCAUUCUCUCCAAGGAUAACACCAUUGGGUUAUCAAAAGAAGAUAAAGAAUUUUUGUGGGAGAAAAGACAUUAUUGUCAUAAUCAUACUAAUAGCCUACCAAAAAUACUGGCUAGUGCCCCUCACUGGGACUGGGCGAGUCUUCCAGAAAUAUAUUCGUUACUUCAGCAGUGGCCUCCUUUAUCACCCUUAGCUGCACUGGAACUACUAGACUCAAAGUUUGCUGAUCAGGAAGUACGAAGCACAGCUGUGAAUUGGAUGGAGGCUUUAAGUGAUGAUGAGUUAACAGAUUUCCUCCCUCAAUUUGUGCAGGCAUUGAAGCAUGAAACCUACCUUGACAGUGCUCUUGUGAAAUUUCUUUUGGCUCGGGCGCUGGGAAGCAUUCGAAUAGCACAUUACCUGUAUUGGCUUCUUAAGGAUACACUGUAUGACACAAAGUUUGGUGUAAGGUAUGAGCAAAUUCUUGGAGCUUUUCUUUCCGUCUGUGGAAAAAGGCUGAGGGAAGAGCUGGAGAAGCAGACCAGACUAGUGCAGCUUCUUGGAACGGUAGCAGAGAAAGUAAAGCAAACAAGUGGAUCUGCUCGUCAGGCUGCCUUGCAAAAUGGUAUGGAACGUGUGCAGUUGUUUUUCUUGAAGAACAAAUGCCGUUUGCCUCUUAACCCCAGUCUUGUGGCAAAAGAGUUAAACAUUAAGGCAUGUUCUUUCUUCAGCUCCAAUGCAGUACCACUGAAAGUUGCACUGAUAAAUGCAGACCCUCUGGGAGAAGAAAUUAACGUGAUGUUUAAGGUUGGUGAAGAUCUGAGACAAGAUAUGUUGGCUUUACAAAUGAUUAAGAUUAUGGAUAAGAUUUGGCUGCAGGAGGGACUGGAUCUACGGAUGGUUAUCUUCAAGUGUCUCUCAACUGGAAAAGACCGAGGCAUGGUAGAGCUUGUUCCUGCUUCAGAUACACUUAGGAAAAUUCAAGUGGAAUAUGGAGUGACAGGUUCUUUUAAAGACAAGCCUCUGGCAGAAUGGUUGCGAAAGUAUAAUCCUACAGAGGAGGAAUAUGAAAAGGCUUCAGAAAACUUCAUUUACUCCUGUGCAGGAUGCUGUGUAGCUACUUACGUAUUGGGAAUUUGUGACCGCCACAAUGAUAACAUAAUGCUCCGAAACACAGGGCAUAUGUUUCACAUUGACUUUGGAAAAUUUUUGGGUCAUGCACAAAUGUUUGGUAGCUUUAAAAGGGAUCGAGCUCCUUUUGUGCUAACAUCGGAUAUGGCUUAUGUCAUUAAUGGUGGUGAAAAACCCACGAUUCGCUUUCAGUUGUUCGUGGAUCUCUGCUGUCAAGCUUACAAUUUGAUAAGAAAACAUGCAAGCCUCUUCCUUAACCUACUUUCAUUGAUGCUUUCUUCUGGGUUACCAGAACUAAGUGGAAUUCAGGACCUGAAGUAUGUCCAGGAUGCUCUCCAGCCCCAAACAACAGAUGCAGAAGCUACCAUUUUCUUUACAAGGUUGAUUGAAUCCAGUCUGGGAAGUGUUGCCACAAAAUUUAAUUUCUUCAUUCACAAUUUGGCUCAGCUGCGUUUCUCAGGUCUACCUUCUAAUGAUGAACCCAUUCUCUCAUUUUCUGCUAAAACGUACUCUCUUAAACAAGAUGGCCGAAUCAAACAAGUGUCUGUGUUUACAUACCAGAAGAGAUAUAACCCAGAUAAAUACUAUAUCUACGUAGUGAGAGUUUUGAGAGAAGGGCAAAUUGAGCCAUCGUUUGUCUUCCGAACAUUUGACGAGUUCCAGGAGCUCCACAACAAACUUGGCAUUCUCUUUCCUCUUUGGAAGUUACCAGGCUUUCCUAAUAAGAUGGUUUUGGGAAGAACACACAUAAAAGAUGUAGCAGCUAAAAGAAAAGUGGAGCUCAACAGCUACAUACAAAGUCUGAUGAACAGCUCUUCAGACGUGGCAGAAUGUGAUCUUGUUUAUACUUUUUUCCAUCCAUUACUUCGUGAUGAAAAAGUGGAAGGAAUAGAUGGAAUAGCCAGACCUACAGAUACAAGUCCAUCAAGUCCUACCUCAGGCAAAGUGGGAGGAGAAGUGAAGCUAUCCAUAUCAUAUAGAAAUAGCACUCUAUUUAUUAUGGUGAUGCACAUUAAAGACCUGGUUACAGAAGAUGGUGCAGAUCCAAAUCCCUAUGUAAAAACAUACUUACUUCCAGAUACGCACAAAACGUCCAAACGGAAAACCAAAAUCUCCCGGAAGACAAGAAAUCCAACUUUCAAUGAAAUGCUUGUGUACAGCGGAUAUAGCAUGGAGACUCUGAAACAGAGAGAACUUCAGUUAAGUGUGCUCAGUGCAGAAUCGUUACGUGAGAACUUUUUCUUGGGUGGAAUCACGCUCUCACUGAAGGACUUCAACUUGAGCAAGGAGACUGUUAACUGGUAUCGACUAACUGCUGUACCCUACCUGUGAACUCCUUCCUACACCUGAGUAAGACCAGAACAAUUGUAUUCACUUGUGCUUUGUGCAUCUUCCUACUUGAAGAUAACUUGUACAUCUUAAAAUAAGAGACUCUGCAUUUCAACAGAUAUGUUGGACCAAUGUUCAUGUAGCCUAAUUUGGAGGAUUUCUAGAAAACUUGGUUUAUGCUUACACGAUGUUAUCAAAGCAUCAUUAUAAAUGUUUGAGAUGUGGGUAAAGGAAGGAAGGGGUUUUUUAACAACCCAUGAAAGCAAGAGGAACAGUUUGACCAUGCUGGUUGGUUAAAACCAUAACUUAAUCAUUAGGCCUGUGGAUAUAGUGCAUUUUUGCUUUAAGUUUUUCUUACCUGUGUUGUGUCAUCCAUGGCAUGAUGCUGGACAACAUCAAAGAAAUGACACAUUUAGGAUUACAUUCCCACUACUAACUAGACAUCACAGAAGCAGCAAUGGGUGAAAUUUUGGUGGCUUCACACAUACCUGUAGAAAUGAAGGUCGAAGGGCUGGAAAAAUUCCUUAGCGUUGCAUUUAAUCCCAGAUUCAUGCUUCUCUAAGACUUACUGGAGUGAGUGCCAAUAAUGGAAGUUGUAAAUAAUGGUGCCUUAUAAUUCAAAUGCUUCUCUUUUACCUCAUCUCUGGUAUUUAAAUAUGUAUAGAUGUUAACUUUCAGCUCCUUAAAAAGGGGAAAUGUUCUCAUAUUUGAUACCUUGCAGGUCCUACUGGAAGUCUCUUCCUGACGUGUUACUUACAAAUAACAUCUUCAUAUCUAGUGCAACUUACAUGAUCUUUUUCCAACCCAUCUUCUACCCACCAUCUCCAAAACCAGAAUGCGAUGCCGUAGGAGUCAUGCCCAGCUCCUCAGUGUUCUGAAAUGUCUUAAUCCAAAGUAGCAUCUGUACCUCCUGGUAAAAGAAUGGCCUCUGGUUAAAAAGCACAACUGCUGGAUGAAUUGCAAGCCAGAAAUGAGUUGCAUUAACAACUUUAGGAGAGGAACUUGGUCACUUUUUUUAACAGCUUACAGCAACACUGUUUCUCACUCCUAGUAAGAAUUAAUUCCACUAAAAAUAGUUAAUUCUGAGAAAGAUUAGAUUUGAACUAUAUUGUGACAGUGGAGAACAAAUGUCACUUAAUAUCUUCUAUUAAUACCACUGGCUACUUAAUUAGGUGUUUCUGCACAACAGGUGUAGCUUUUUCAUUUACCUUCCUCUGUUUUAGGAUGAUCGUGUUCUGUCUAAACAAAGCUAUAAAGUUGCACGCUUCUCUUUAGUACUAAAUCUUGAAGCAAGACAGACUAUCACCACUGCCUAGGAGUGAAAUUUUAAAGUAAAAUAUGCAACUAUGAAUGAAGACACAAUACAGGGAAAGCCUUCUGUCUACCCAACACUAAAAACCUAUUUCAUAAUCUAAUUUUCCUUCCCCUGCUACUGACCAAUCUCCCUUCAAUACAGAAGAGAGAAGUAAACUUGAAUCUCCUGGUGCCUAAAAUAUUCACGGUCCAAGUUGGUAGGAAUUAUUACAAAUAAAAAGCUAAGAAUAUCUUGAAUGUUAGAAACUGGGUUGAUUUAAUGGGCGCUAACACAUCCCAGUUUUAUUAGGCAUCUUCUGCAUACUUUUCAUUUAGUAAUAUAGCCUGUAAAUAAUAAACUAUAUAACUAACUACAUAUAUUUCCUGCUCACUUGAUGCUUUUGAGACUUACUCCAUUCCAUCAUUAGAAUCACAAGUCACUUAAACACAGGAAAGUAGACUACUGUUUUUGUGAAACGUUCCAUUGUGAAAUAAAAUGAAAGCAAUAUGUACUGCCUUUUUUGCAGUUUGCUAUUAAAGCACAGUGUCUUACAGCACAAAAUACAAAUAAACUAAAAUCAUUUUAAAAAAUGAUUUGCAGUUUUAACAGGUGUCUGGACUCUGAAAAAAAAAAUGUAUAGUACUGUAUUAUUGUUAGCACUUGUCCUGACUUCUGAUAUCCUCUUCAUAGCUUAACUCAUUUUGUGCCUUUCCCUUCCUCUUCAAAAUAGUCACUGGCUGAAGCUUUUUAUGGUCAUGGAUUUUAUUUUGUCUGUGGGAUCUGGCCUUGGCCUCUCCUCACACGUAGAGGAACCGCACCGAGCUUGCACCUCUUUGCACUACUCUCAAUUAAGAAAAAAGUGAUUGUUGCAAUAAGACUUUAAUGUACUACAUAAAAAAAAAAAAUAAAUAAAGGAUGUAAAAGAAGAAAAUAUACCAGUACACUAAGUAGCUUGAAAACCUAGUUUUAACAGCUUUUUGUAUCUUGUUUAACGAAAAGAAAAAAAUCUUUUAUGCAGCCGGGCAUAUAACUGUGUCUAUGGACCUUGUUUUGGUAUUUCAGAGUAACAGCUUGCGCCAAGGCCUCUUCCUUUUCUCUGUUAACCUAGAACUUUGCACUGAAACUUUUAUUACUGCCUUUUUACGACCUUACGGCUCCCUGUCUCUGGACGCACGUGCGAGAUCUUUGAUAAAAACUUCUUUUCUCUAUUUUUUACAACUCGGGCUGUGUAGAGCUUCCCCCUCAGCUGCCUUAAGGCGCCGGCUCCGUCCCCGCCGCACUGUGACCGGCCGCGGCACGCAGCCAGAGCCACGGCUUCCUCCGGAGGGCUCUCAGAACCAAAUACUCUCAUUAAACGAGCUCCCUAAUAAAGAUGUACAAUACCGCCCUCCGUCGGGUUAAAUGUGACCCCGUAACUGUCCUGUAAGCACAUUAAACACUAUUCUGAGGAAAAAUAAA